CGCAUGGCGAGUAGUUCAACAUCACAUCACACCACCAACUACAUACUGUCUAGAACAUCUGUCAGCACUCAGAUUUCUGUCAUACCCGGUCGCAUUGCCUGAUACUACCAGUCGGUGAAAUUUCACAUUCCUUUUCGUUCUUGUCGGCGGUCAGCGCCAUGGUUCCCCAAAUCAAACAGGACCCCGACGCGGCAUCUCCGUAUAUCAAACCCGACCCGGAUAGCAAAGAUGCUGUUCUCGCUGAUAUUGACGACGAGGAUCUAUACGAGGAUGCUGGCGAUUUAGACUUCUCGAACGCUGCGCAGAGCGUAUGGCUCUCGCGCAUUCCCCGAACGCUCUGGGAGCAUUGGUCCAACCUCGAUGACGAUGAGGAAAUCCAGAUCGGGACGAUUAGGAUUGAGGGUCCACAAAAUGAUAUUAAACGGGUCAGCCUGCGUAUUAACGAACGGGAGGAUAACCGCGAAAUCCCUAAAGAUUACCUACUGCAACGACAAACCCUCAACGCAGAAAAUGUUUCGCAUUCUACACAAAAUACGUAUCUCUUCACGGAAAGGGACCUUCCCGGUCAUGAGAAUCGGAUGCUCACUUUCGGCGAGGCACGGUCAGCCCUGUACGAGUCGAUGAAGCGAGAUGCUAGAAAGAAGGAGCGAAAGAAGAAGUGGGAGCCUUAUGUGCGGAAGACAGUGCCUAAACAAACUGCCCUUACAGGAAGUGUUUCCGAAGAAUUCAACUGUCUACCGGUGGAGAAUGAGGAAUUCCGGCGGCUGUCAGAGAAGAAGGUUUUGGAAUCGCUUAAGCCGAAGCGCGAAACUCUCUUUAUCGACAAGGUCCCCGGGAAGCUCCUCCAGGCCAGAAAUAUUUUACCGGGAGAAAAGGGUGCUUUCGUGCAAGCAACGAAGGCGGCCAAGGUCAAGCCUCAGGAAAACAAGACGACGCGUAUGCCACAGAACGAAUUGUUGGACCUUAUUUACCAGUGCUUCCGAGAAUACAAAUAUUGGCCAUUUAAGGGUCUUAAAGCGAGACUUCGGCAGCCAGAGGCGUAUCUCAAGCAAACUUUGGAGAUGGUUGCUCACCUUGUUAAAUCAGGCGAUUUUGCCAUGACCUGGGAGCUUAAACCAGAAGCAAAAGAGAGCAGCUAUGCGAAUGCGUUGGCAUACGGUGAUGCCAAAGAAGAGAUGGCACCUGGAGCCGAUUACAACUUCGACGAGGCAUCCGAGGAGGAGGCAACACCUGGGAUGUUCACAGAUAAUGAUGAUACACAGUUCGAAAAUGUUGUUUAAAGACUAUUGGAUGUAUGUAGCAUAAGCAAGGUUACGGCGUUUGUUUUGGGGAUCUUUUAGGUUGACCUCAUGAAGGCCAUUCUGGAGUUAUCUACUGCGGGCUUAGAUGCUGAACUAUAUAUACAAUCAAAUGCAUCAAUUUACUUUCUAUCAAUAAA
This is a messenger RNA of Aspergillus alliaceus, 1438 nucleotides long. RefSeq names its product transcription factor IIF subunit TFG2. Gene Ontology annotation, biological process: transcription initiation at RNA polymerase II promoter; transcription by RNA polymerase II. Bases 159 to 1280 code for a protein of 373 amino acids. The transcript is spliced from 4 exons. The record is from RefSeq and is a predicted model, not a curated record. NCBI's taxonomy places the organism in Eukaryota, Fungi, Ascomycota, Eurotiomycetes, Eurotiales, Aspergillaceae. Gene Ontology annotation, cellular component: transcription factor TFIIF complex.